AGAGAGAGAGAGAGAGAACAGGGAGGUGGAGAACUCUUUCUCUCAGCUGGUCUGCCUGCCUGUCCCGCCUUGAACUCUCGCAUUACCAUGACUACAACAUCCGAGAAUUCCAAGAAAGAAAGCACAGCAGCAGAGUGAAAGCGGAAGGCAAGAAUCUGUUUCCUUUUUUUUCCUAAGUGGAAAAGAGUGAGAGAGGAGGGUUAGAGCGGAGGGAGGGAAGAGACAGAAAAUAAAGUAGAGUAAGAAAAAGAGCUUGUCAAAAGCGUACACAGAAACGAGGAGCAAGGUGACACGGGAGGAGCCGAGGAGGGAGAAGACAGGAGAGGAGGAGGACGAAGAGGAGUGGAGGAGGAAGAAGAGGAGAGGAGUGAGUGAAGGACUGAGAGAAAGCUGGCCAUGGGGCUGUGCGCUGUGCUGCUCAUCUGUCUGUCCCAGGCAGAGCUUGCCAGAGUCUGGAGUCAAGAGCUAUCAGAUUCACUGCAUGGACAAUCAGAUGUGCAGAGAGUCAGGAGAGAUCAGCAGGAGUCAAGCCAGAGUCCACAGGACAGAACAGUCCAGGAUGCAAACGGAGGAGGCCUCGCCAUCAACGUCACCAAAGUGGUGGAGGACACUCAAAAAUAUUACUCAUGGCGUAGCUUUGGCCCCAGUGACAGACGAACUCAGGAGCUCUGGGUGGACCUGAAUUCAGUCCAGGAGGGUCAAGUCAGGGUGCACGGCAUCCUGUCCAACACACACCGACAGGCAGCGCGGGUGGCCCUUUCCUUCGAUUUCCCCUUCUAUGGACAUCAAGUGAGGCAAAUCACCAUAGCAACUGGAGGGUUCAUUUUCACUGGAGAGAUUACGCAUCGCAUGCUGACGGCCACCCAGUACAUUGCGCCUCUCAUGGCCAACUUUGACCCCAGUUUUUCCAGGAACUCCACUGUGUGCUACCUGGACAAUGGUGAGCUGUUUGUCGUGCAGUGGGAUAAGGUGAGGCUUCAGGGCAGGGAGGCAGAGGGAGCCUUCACCUUCCAGGCCGCUCUUCACCGCAAUGGGACCAUUGUUUUUGGCUACAGAGACGUACCUUUACCGGUGGUAAAGAUCAAUUCUACUGAGCAUCCAGUGAAAGUUGGUCUUUCUGAUGCCUUCAUGGCCUUUAUUCCUUCCCCACAAUCCCCAGAUUCGAAAAGGAGGACGAUCUACGAAUAUCAUCGGGUUGAAGUCAACACCACUGAGAUUGUAAACCGCUCUGCAUUUGUGUUCAGCCCGUUACCUACCUGCCUCCAACACACCAACUGCGACCAGUGUCUCCACUCCAACCUCACCACGGGCUGCAGCUGGUGCAACAUCCUGCAGAGGUGUUCAGAUGGGAUAGACCGGCAUAGACAGGAAUGGCUUGAAUUUAGCUGCUCAGAGGAGGCAAAGGAGGACACAUGUGAAGAUUACAGUCAAGGAGGUGCAGACAGCUCGAUGAGUCCAUUCAGCUCUCCUGUUCCUGCCGCUACACAGUCCCCUGCAGCUAGGCCAGGCAGCCCUGUCACUGAGGACGACACCAAACUUCUCUUUCACCACCAUGAUAAUGAUUUGCAGAAGGGUACUUCUGGUGAGGAGGAGCCUCCAGAACAUACUGCAAUUAUUGCGGGUGUAGUGGCAGCCCUGGUCUUACUGGUCUUCUUGACCCUGCUGGCUGUGUACUAUAUAAACACACACCCAACUGUCGCCCCUCCAUUCUACCUCAUGCAGCGCCGAACCAAUAACUAUUGGCCGUCCAUGAAGUUUCGCAAUCAGGGUUGCCAUUCCAGCUAUGCUGAGGUUGAACUUGGGUUUCAUGAAAAGGAUGGCUUUAUUGAGGCUGAGCAGUGCUGAGGAGGCGGGACUUCCUACACAAAGGAGCCAAUUCAUUUCUGUUUUUUAGUAAAAGUUCAAACAAACAAACAAACAAACAAAAAAGACAAUGAGGUACUGUUACCCACCACAUGAAUGGACACCAGAGACUGUGGAUAGUUACCUUGCAAGCUUACUCUGCCUCCAUAUAUUUGACAGUCUUUCCUGCAACACCUCUUGUGCUAUUUGUUUAUUCCUUUUAUUAAGGAACAGGCAAUGUUAAUGGCAAAUGUGCUAGCUACGCUCUUAGUAAAGGCGUUCAGAGUGGCACAUGCAUUAACCAUGAAGAGUCCUGCAGUUAGUGUACAGUACAAUACAACUUUGUAGAAUUUCAUUUUUAAAAAAACAGAUGUUUUGUGUUUUAUAAUAUGUUCAAUGAGAAAAAAAAAAUAAUACUCAGUUAGCCACAUGGACUGGACUGCACUUUAAAUGAAUUAUCUCAGUAGUAAUAGUGAUAUGAUGUGAUCUAAUUUUUUUGACCUUUUUUAAAAAAUAUAUAUUUUGUGCCCUAGGAUCAAGUUUCAGGUAUCAGUAUUGCAAGCAUCAAUAGACAAAUUAAAAAACAAAAACAAAAAACAACAACUAUAAAAACUAUGCUUGGUUUUUAAAGAUGCAGUUUGAAUCUUUUAGAGCUUUCUACUGCCUGUGAGGUGAGUUGCAAUGAUACACUGACAAGCAUAAAAGAUAAAUAAAAAGCCCCUCAUGAACAAACACUAUAAUAAAUUACGACUGAGACAUGACUCAGACUCCAGCUGAGAGAUUUGUGACUCAGACUUGCAGAUCAGUGACUUGAGACUUGUCAUGGACUUUAGCUAAGACUUGUGACUUAGCUUUGACAUUAGCUUGGAGACUUGAAACUUGACUAAGUCUUACAGCUCAGAGACUUGAGAGUUGGCUUGGACUUGCAGCUCAGAGAUUUACUGUAUGAUUUGACUCGCACUUGUAGCUCAAAGACUUGUGAAUUGAUUUGGACUUGCAACUCAGAAAGUUGUGAAUUGGCUUGGACUUGCAGUUCAGAAACUUGUAAAUUGGCUUGGACUUGCAGUUCGGAAACUUGUAAAUUGGCUUGGACUUGCAGCUCAGACACUUGUGACUUGACUCGCACUUGCACCUUAGAGACAUGUAAAUUGACUCGGACUUGCACCUCAAAGACUUGUGAUUUGAUACAGACUUGUAGCUCGGAGACUUGAGAUUUAACUUGUACUUGCAAAAAGUGACGUGUGAUGUGACAUUUGCAAAAAGUGACUUGCAAGCAUCUCUGUUACAGGUCUAGAAACUUUUAAAGAUCAUAAGCAUAGACCAUUAAAGGAAAAUGAAGAUCUUAUUACCCAAGAAUGAUGAGUAUCUUUCUUAAAAAUAUAAAUGGAAUCCUGUUCCAAUUUGGGAAAUGGUCUGAAAUUAACAUAUUACUGUUCUGACAUUCAUAUGCAAGCACUAAUGUCAGAUGUUUGAUACAAAGUUCUGAUUUUGACAAAGAAAAUGGGCAAAACCGGUACAUUGUUGUUGAGGGUUAAAAUUACAUUAAAAUGUCAUUUUGAAUAUAAAGUGUGCUUUUAGUGAAACAAUAAAGUGAAAAUACUGUUUUGAAAACCA
This is a messenger RNA of Ictalurus punctatus (channel catfish), 3456 nucleotides long. It is a transcript of the gene plxdc1, whose product is annotated as plexin domain containing 1. Bases 397 to 1845 code for a protein of 482 amino acids. The record is from RefSeq and is a predicted model, not a curated record. NCBI's taxonomy places the organism in Eukaryota, Metazoa, Chordata, Actinopteri, Siluriformes, Ictaluridae. The transcript is spliced from 14 exons.